This is a messenger RNA of Gadus morhua (Atlantic cod), 1310 nucleotides long. Its product is annotated as la-related protein 7-like. Gene Ontology annotation, molecular function: RNA binding. The record is from RefSeq and is a predicted model, not a curated record. Bases 58 to 429 code for a protein of 123 amino acids. NCBI's taxonomy places the organism in Eukaryota, Metazoa, Chordata, Actinopteri, Gadiformes, Gadidae. The transcript is spliced from 3 exons.
UAUAUUAUGAUUCGUUAGUGUAACUUUGUGACCCCAGCGUGUUUCUGAAAGGUUGAGAUGUUUUCAACCAGAAGCUGGGAGCGGCCGCACAGAAGGAAAUCAGACGCUGGAACAAGACGCUGGAACAAGACGCUCUUUGGACACAGACCAUUACAGGACGCCCUCUCUAAAAUAUCUAUGGUGGCCUGCGUGGACACACUGGAGGGAGACAGUGAAGGACACAUCCGCUUCAAGACCCCCGAGGAAGCCCAGGCCGUCGUCAACGACCGCUCGGCCGCCGCCAAGGAACACGGCUGGAUGCUGGAUCUGCUCUCUGGUGAUCAUGAGCAAAGGUAUUGGCAGAAGAUUUUGGUGGACCGCCAAGUGAAGUUGAACCGUCCGAGGGAAAAGAAACGAGGGACAGAAAAGUUGGGAGAAAUACAAAUAUGAACUCCAUGUCUGGUUGGAAAUGCAUGCAGGUGAUAUCUCCUUUAACACUCUCUAUUGUCGUUAUGUGUGUGUGUGUUAUACGGUGGGCAAUGAGAUUGUACGGUGGGCAAAUGGGAUUCAACCAAUAUGGCGGCUUGGAAUGUGCGUUUUCUUAAAGGGGUGCAUCCAGCAAAAGUCUAGGUGGACACGCCCACUUGUGAUGUCACUUAGUGAUGGGUCGUUUGCGACCAAAUAAGUUAAAUGGAACGACUCUUUAACAAGAACGAACCGACUUGAUUCCACGUUUCAGUUCUCUCUCCUUCGUCUCUAUCGUUCGUUCUCCCAGACUCGACUCCAACUCGCUGACUCACUGUUCACUGUGAUAAGUUAGCAGAGUGGUGCAGAGGGACUGGCCUGGGCAACAACAUCCCGUUUCUGAACAUGAUGCGCUCCUCAGCUGAAGGGAACUUAAUUGUAACGUUUUGUGUUGAUUGAGGACCGUUUGCACGAUUGUUUGAGAACGAGGGAGAGGAGCUGAGUCUGAAUCAGCUGAGAACCGUGCAUUCCAUGGUUGACUGCUUCCGGAAAGGCGACUGAACCAACGAUUCUGAACGAUUCUUCUUGGCGAACUGACCGACGUGGACUGAAUCAAGGAAAAUAAUCACGAAAUCCAUCACUAAUGUCCCUAAGACACAGGCAACGGCCGGUCUUCAAACGGCUUGUCAUGGCUAAUCACACUCACACCUGGUGGCACAAUACCACCCCUUUACCUGUUGACGGCAUCUUAAUAUUAAUACCUGUGCUUUAAAUACUUGACAUGUUGGCCAUGUUCUUGUAGCAUCGUUUCAUAUUUCAACACAAAUGUUAGACUUUUCUCCACACUAACAUACAUAACUUCUAAC